Messenger RNA from Megalobrama amblycephala (Wuchang bream), 904 nucleotides. Its product is annotated as zinc-binding protein A33-like. Lineage: Eukaryota; Metazoa; Chordata; Actinopteri; Cypriniformes; Xenocyprididae. The transcript has 4 exons. Gene Ontology annotation, molecular function: protein binding. The record is from RefSeq and is a predicted model, not a curated record. Bases 159 to 803 code for a protein of 214 amino acids.
ACCAAAACACCACAGUUGCCGGCCCUUCCAGCACCCUGCAUGAUACUUUCCUAAAAAAAUUUCCACUGUUGCUUUUGUCUUAAUCAGAUAAUAAUAAGCUUGCCGAUUUUGAAUCACUGAAUGAACAACUUGGAGCUCAAGUGAUCAACGGCACAGUUAUGAAAAAAGAACAAGAGGAACUUAGAACCAGCUGCACCAGAGUUAAAGAACAGCUUCUACUUCAUAUUGAGCUGAAGAGGAUGCAGCAGUAUGAAGUGGAUGUGACUCUGGAUCCUGAUACAGCUCAUCCUUCUCUCAUCCUGUCUGAUGAUGGAAAACAAGUGAGACAUGGAGACAUUAGACAGAAACUCCCAGACAAACCAGAGAGAUUUAAUACAAGUGCAUGUGUCCUGGGAAAGGAGGGAUUCUCCUCAAGGAGAUUUUAUUUUGAGGUGCAGGUGAAGGGAAAGACUGACUGGGCUUUAGGAGUGGCCAAAGAAUCCAUUGACAGGAAGAGAAAGAUCUCACUGAGUCCCAGUAAUGGAUUCUGGACUGUGUGGCUGAGGAAUGGGAAUGAAUAUGAAGCUCUCUCUGGUCCCUCUGUCUCUCUGUCUCUGAGCGUGAAGCCGCAGCGGGUCGGUGUGUUUGUGGAUUAUGAGGAGGGUCUGGUCUCCUUUUAUGAUGUGGAGUCCAGCUCUCAUAUCUACUCUUACACUGGUCAGUCUUUCACUGGGAAACUCUAUCCAUUUUUUAGCCCAUUCUCCAAUAAUAAAGGUAAAAACUCAGCUCCACUGAUCAUCACACCUGUCAAAUACAAUAAAUGAAUUUAUACCUAAUAUGAAAUACACAAUGAUAUAUAUUUUGAAAUAAUGAUUUACACAAUUAAAAUCUAAAAACGUUUUUUUUCUUCCAUAAUUUAUUUUUC